Messenger RNA from Bacillus rossius redtenbacheri, 1023 nucleotides. RefSeq names its product fibroin heavy chain-like. Bases 1 to 1023 code for a protein of 340 amino acids. NCBI's taxonomy places the organism in Eukaryota, Metazoa, Arthropoda, Insecta, Phasmatodea, Bacillidae. The record is from RefSeq and is a predicted model, not a curated record. The transcript has a single exon.
AUGGAGCUGGGGCAUGGAGCCGGGACAUGGGGCCGGGGCAUGGGGCCGGGGUAUGGGGCCGGGGCAGGGAGCCGGGGCAUGGGGCCGGGGCAUGGGGCCGGGGCAUGGGGCCGGGGCAUGGGGCCGGGGCAUGGGGCCGGGACAUGGGGCCGGGGCAUGGGGCCGGGGCAUGGGGCCGGGGCAUGGGGCCGGGGCAUGGGGCCGGGGCAUGGGGCCGGGGCAUGGGGCCGGGGCAUGGGGCCGGGACAUGGGGCCGGGGCAUGGGGCCGGGACAUGGGGCCGGGGCAUGGGGCCGGGGCAUGGGGCCGGGGCAUGGGGCCGGGACAUGGGGCCGGGGCAUGGGGCCGGGACAUGGGGCCGGGGCAUGGGGCCGGGGCAUGGGGCCGGGACAUGGGGCCGGGGCAUGGGGCCGGGACAUGGGGCCGGGGCAUGGGGCCGGGGCAUGGGGCCGGGGCAUGGGGCCGGGGCAUGGGGCCGGGGCAUGGGGCCGGGGCAUGGGGCCGGGGUUGGGGCCGGGGCAUGGGGCCGGGACAUGGGGCCGGGGUUGGGGCCGGGGCAUGGGGCCGGGACAUGGGGCCGGGGCAUGGGGCCGGGGCAUGGGGCCGGGGCAUGGGGCCGGGACAUGGGGCCGGGGCAUGGGGCCGGGACAUGGGGCCGGGGCAUGGGGCCGGGGCAUGGGGCCGGGGCAUGGGGCCGGGGCAUGGGGCCGGGGUUGGGGCCGGGGCAUGGGGCCGGGGCAUGGGGCCGGGGCAUGGGGCCGGGGCAUGGGGCCGGGGCAUGGGGCCGGGACAUGGGGCCGGGGCAUGGGGCCGGGACAUGGGGCCGGGGCAUGGGGCCGGGGCAUGGGGCCGGGGCAUGGGGCCGGGACAUGGGGCCGGGGCAUGGGGCCGGGGCAUGGGGCCGGGGCAUGGGGCCGGGGCAUGGGGCCGGGGCAGGGAGCCAGGUCCAUGGAGGAGCGACGACGCCGACGGCGAGCAGGAGCAGUUUUUAAUUGCCUCGGCCGGGGCCGGCGACGGCCGGUGA